Beta vulgaris subsp. vulgaris (sugar beet) is the source of this 3902-nucleotide messenger RNA. RefSeq names its product ubiquitin-activating enzyme E1 1. Bases 381 to 3632 code for a protein of 1083 amino acids. The transcript is spliced from 7 exons. Gene Ontology annotation, cellular component: cytoplasm; nucleus. The record is from RefSeq and is a predicted model, not a curated record. Gene Ontology annotation, molecular function: ubiquitin activating enzyme activity. Gene Ontology annotation, biological process: ubiquitin-dependent protein catabolic process; protein ubiquitination; DNA damage response. NCBI's taxonomy places the organism in Eukaryota, Viridiplantae, Streptophyta, Magnoliopsida, Caryophyllales, Amaranthaceae.
CUUGUCUUCGUACAAAUCACGCUCAAUUUUUCUCUCUCCUGCAAAAACAACAACAAUUUGGAGAGAGAGAUAGACAGAAAGAUGAAAUGAUGGAAAUUUUAGGAGAGAGAAAAUAGACACUUUCAAAAACAAUGGGGCUUACUUAGUACAUUUUGUUACUUCUACUAAAAACCCUAAAUUUGGUAAUGUCCAUAAAUACCCCUUUUAUAUAAACUCUCUACUAUUCUAUUCUCUUUCUUCAAUCGAAGAAUUUCACUUUCACAGAAUUGAAAAUUUUCUCUCUCUAAAAAAAAUUCACUUUCUCUCUUCUCUCGUUUUUUUUUGGAUUCGAUUCUUUCUUCGUCGGCAUUCUCAGAGGUGUAGGUAGUUGUUUGCACUAUAUGCUUCCAAGAAAGAGAGCUGGUGAAGGUGAGGUAGUUGACGGCACAACCACUUCUUCUUCUUCUUCCGCUUUUAAGAAGACUCGGAUUGAAGGAUCUAGCUCGGCGUCGAAUUCGGCUGAAACGACAUCCAAUAAGUUGAAUUCUGAUAGUAGGUUUACGGUUGGGAAUAGUGAGAGCGGAGCUACGAUCACCAUGGCCAUGGGGGAUGGUAAUCCACCAGACAUUGAUGAGGAUCUGCAUAGUAGGCAGUUGGCUGUGUAUGGGCGCGAGACGAUGAGGCGCCUUUUUGGUUCUAAUGUACUUGUUUCUGGGAUGCAAGGCCUUGGAGCUGAAAUUGCAAAGAAUCUUAUCCUGGCUGGUGUUAAGUCUGUCACCUUGCAUGAUGAAGGGACAGUGGAAUUGUGGGAUUUAUCCAGCAAUUUUGUUUUCUCUGAAGAUGAUGUUGGUAAAAACCGAGCGCAUGCUUGUGUGCAAAAGUUGCAAGAACUGAACAAUGCAGUGCUUGUUUCAACUAUGACAACAAAAUUGACAAAGGAACAGCUUUCAGAUUUCCAGGCUGUUGUAUUUACUGACAUCAGCUUGGACAAAGCUAUCGAGUUCGAUGAUUACUGCCACAGUCAUCAACCCCCUAUUGCUUUUAUUAAAGCCGAAAUUAGGGGUCUUUUUGGCGGUGUUUUUUGCGACUUUGGACCUGAGUUUACUGUUGUUGAUGUGGAUGGUGAGGAACCGCACACUGGUAUUAUUGCUUCAAUCAGCAAUGACAACCCUGCUCUUGUAUCAUGUGUGGAUGAUGAAAGGCUGGAGUUUCAGGAUGGUGAUCUGAUUGUAUUCUCGGAAGUCCAUGGAAUGCCAGAAUUGAAUGAUGGAAAGCCAAGAAAGAUUAAAAAUGCAAGGCCCUAUUCUUUCUCCCUUGAGGAGGAUACCACAAACUAUGGUGUUUACCAGAAAGGUGGGAUUGUGACACAAGUCAAGCAGCCAAAGGUCCUGCAUUUUAAGCCUUUGAGAGAAGCACUUAGUGAUCCUGGUGACUUUCUCUUGAGUGAUUUUUCAAAAUUUGACCGUCCCCCUUUGCUGCAUUUGGCAUUCCAAGCUCUAGACAAGCUUGUGUGUGAGCUAGGACGCUUUCCUAGUCCUGGUUCUGAAGAGGAUGCGCAGAAAUUGAUAACUAUAGCCACUAAGAUAAAUGAGGGCCUAGGUGAUGCCAGGGUAGAAGACAUUAACUCUAAAGUAUUACGGCACUUUGCUUUUGGCGCUAGGGCUGUACUGAAUCCUAUGGCUGCUAUGUUUGGUGGUAUUGUUGGACAGGAAGUUAUGAAGGCUUGCUCUGGGAAGUUUCAUCCUCUUUUUCAGUUCUUCUACUUUGAUUCAGUCGAGUCACUUCCUACUGAACCUGUUGAACCUUCGGAUUUUGCUCCAAGAAACAGUCGCUAUGAUGCUCAAAUUUCAGUUUUUGGAUGGAAACUCCAGAAGAAGCUAGAAGAUGCUAAAAUAUUUGUUGUUGGAUCUGGUGCUCUUGGGUGUGAAUUCUUGAAGAAUUUGGCUUUGAUGGGAGUUUCUUGCAGUGGCAAAGGGGAGCUAACAGUCACUGAUGAUGAUGUUAUUGAGAAAAGCAAUCUCAGUAGGCAGUUUUUGUUCCGUGAUUGGAACAUUGGACAGGCCAAGUCUACUGUAGCUGCUGCUGCUGCCACAUCAAUAAAUUCACAUUUCCAUGUCAAAGCCUUGCAGAAUCGUGUUGGCCCUGAAACUGAGAAUGUGUUUGAUGACAAUUAUUGGGAGAAUCUAAGUGUUGUAAUCAAUGCACUGGACAAUGUGAAUGCUAGGCUGUAUGUUGAUCAGAGAUGCUUGUAUUUCCAGAAGCCGCUCCUUGAAUCAGGAACUUUGGGUGCCAAAUGCAAUACACAAAUGGUCAUUCCCCACCUUACUGAAAACUAUGGGGCGUCACGAGAUCCGCCUGAGAAGCAAGCACCUAUGUGCACAGUGCACUCUUUUCCACACAACAUUGACCAUUGUCUGACCUGGGCUCGUUCCGAAUUUGAGGGUUUACUUGAGAAAACUCCAGCUGAAGUGAAUGCGUAUCUUUCAAAUCCUGGUGAAUACACAUCAGCUAUGAGGAAUGCUGGUGAUGCUCAGGCAAGGGAUACUUUGGAACGAGUUCUUGAAUGUCUUGAAAGGGAAAGAUGCAAGUCAUUUGAGGAUUGUGUCGCUUGGGCUAGGCUGAAAUUUGAAGAUUACUUUGCCAACCGCGUGAAGCAGCUGACUUAUACCUUUCCUGAAGAUGCCGCAACCAGUACUGGAGCUCCAUUCUGGUCGGCCCCAAAGAGAUUUCCCCGUCCCUUGCAAUUUUCGUCUUCUGAUCCUUCGCAUCUUCAUUAUGUUAUGUCUGCAUCGAUAUUACGAGCUGAAACAUUUGGGAUCCCUAUUCCUGAUUGGGCUACACAUCCUAAGAAGUUGGCUGAGGCUGUUGACAAAGUCAUUGUUUCCGAUUUUCAGCCAAAAAAAGAUGCAAAAAUUGUGACGGAUGAGAAGGCCACUAGCCUUUCCUCUUCUUCUAUAGACGAUGGAGCUGUCAUAGAUGAACUUAUCAGUAAGUUGGAGCACUCUCGCAAAAAUCUGCUGCCAGAAUAUAGGAUGAAGCCGAUCCAGUUUGAGAAGGAUGAUGAUACAAACUAUCAUAUGGACGUUAUAGCUGCUCUGGCCAACAUGAGGGCGAGGAACUACAGCAUUCCUGAAGUUGACAAAUUGAAAGCCAAGUUCAUUGCUGGAAGGAUCAUUCCUGCUAUCGCAACUUCGACUGCUAUGGCUACUGGUUUGGUAUGCCUAGAGCUUUACAAGGUUUUGGAUGGAGGUCAUAAGGUGGAGGAUUACCGGAAUACAUUUGCUAAUCUAGCACUGCCUCUCUUCUCUAUGGCUGAACCAGUCCCACCCAAGGUCUUUAAGCACCGUGACAUGAGCUGGACUAUUUGGGACCGGUGGGUCUUGAAGGGAAACCCUACCCUGAAGGAACUUAUUCGGUGGCUCAAGGACAAAGGUUUGAAUGCUUACAGCAUUUCAUGUGGAAGCUGCCUGCUUUUCAAUAGUAUGUUCCCUCGCCACAAAGACAGGAUGGACAAGAAGGUUGUUGAUCUUGCCACUGAAGUGGCGAAGAUGGAAAUUCCUCCUACUCGCCGUCACUUGGAUGUCGUUGUGGCAUGUGAGGAUGAUGAUGAUAAUGAUGUCGACAUCCCCCUCGUCUCCGUGUACUUCAAAUAAGCUUUGAUGUGAUUGCGAAGUUACUAUAAUUUCCCAUCCCCAUCAUCUCUAUACACUUCCUAUGGGCCCAUAAGGCUGGCAUAAGCUUUGCUUCGUACUUCGAAGCUUGCAUGAGAUUUUGGAGGACAAGUUUGCUCUUGAUUCUGAGAGGACAGUUUCAUCUGUAGCGUAUUUGUACGAAUGUUUAUCCCAUGCACAUCCAUCUGUUACAUAGGAACCUAACUUUGGUUAUGCGAGUUUAUGAGCAUAUUUCUAUAUUGACGGAUUUAA